Molecule: messenger RNA, 5319 nt
Organism: Panicum virgatum (switchgrass)
Lineage: Eukaryota; Viridiplantae; Streptophyta; Magnoliopsida; Poales; Poaceae
Exons: 3
Coding region: 361-1473 (370 amino acids)
Source: RefSeq, a predicted model, not a curated record
UUAAUUACACCUUUUUUUCACACAAAAAUCGGCUAAUUUUCCUAUUUCCGGCUCUCUCUUGAAACCGCCCCCCUAAUUCCUCCUCUCGUCAAAUCCUCCUCGCCGUGCGGCGGUUCCUCUCGCCGGCGAUCCACCGAGAGCCCAUCCCCCCCGACGGCGAGUCGUAGAAUCGCCCCGCUCGGACCGUCAGCGGCCCUCCGCCGCCCGCCGGAGAAGGAGAACGGGAGCCGCGGGCCUCUGGCGGUUCCGCCGAGGAACGGCAGGCAGGCGGCAAGUCGCUCGCCCACCGCCGCGUCGAUCGGCAUUGGAUUUGCCGAUCCAUUGCGUCCGUUUGUUGAGUUCUCGAAGCCAAACGAUCCGAUGAGAUUCUUCAAGGGGAGCAAGGUGGAGGCGUUGCAGGAGGCAGAGGUGCCUUUUGGUUCUUGGAGGCCUGGCGAGAUCGUCUCUGGCAACGGGCACACAUACUUGGUGCGAUACGAUGAAAGUCCUGUUGACUCUGGCGUGGCUGUUGAAAGGGUGCCAAGAAGGUUGAUGAGACCUUGCCCUCCUGCGGAUGAUCCAGUAUGCUGGGCUGUGGGUAGUAUUCUUGAGGCCUUUGAUAGCUACUCGUGGAAGGUUGCGGAGGUUGUGAGAGUGAUUGGCAAGAAGCAGUAUAUUGUACGGCUCCUUGGGUCCUCCCUGGAGUUGAUUGCACAGGCAUCAGAUCUUCGAUUGAGGAAGCUUUGGGUAGAUGACAGAUGGAUUGCGACUCAGAAGUAUUCCGCAAAAUGCUUGGAUGGUUCAUUCAGAGGUCGAUCGAAAGAUGGAAAUUUAGGCUGCAAUUUUGGAAUGGACUGCCAUAUUCAACUUGAAAACCAGAAUGCUUUUGAGGGUGCUACAUCUAGAGGCAUAAAGAGAAAAUCAUCUGCUAUAACAACACAUCCUCAAUGCAGUGAAAUCACAAAGAGAUUGCGGACGCCGCAAAGAGAUGGAAGGCACUCGAAGCUGGUUGAUAGAGGUUCCUUCUGUUUGGCUGAAAAGGUAGAUGCUGUUGAUUCCCCAUGCUUUAUGCUGGGUGAAAAAUACAUGCAUGCUAGUUAUAAAGGGCGUACUAUAACAGAUGAAGAUUUUAGUGACACUGAGAGUAUAUCAUCCUCUGUUGCUAGCUGUAGUCCUAACAGUAGCCCCCAUAAAUCACAGCAUUAUAAUUUGGUCUACGAAACUGGAGAUAUCUGUAGUAGAACUGAUGAUGAUGAGGCUUCUACAUCUGAAAGAGAAAUAUCAGAACAUGAUAAUGAUGGAUCAAGGGAAGAAACCCAUUUGCUGGAGUUGCAUGCUUAUCGUGCAACAAUGUUAGCCUUGUAUGCUUGUGGGUCAAUUAGCUGGGAGCAAGAGGCUUUGUUGACUAACCUAAGGUUAACAUUGAACAUCUCAACUGAUGAACAUCUAGCUGAAUUGAGGAGUUUGGUUACCCAUGCUGUUACUUCCAGAUAGCUAUUGUAGUUACUUUCUUGGUGAUAUUUUCAUAUCUUCUAUCUUGAAACUAUUGUAAGUUGGGAAAUCUCAUUAAGGGUUUGAGGUGUUGGAGUACUUCAUAUUGUAGUAUUACUUGUGAAAAGAGUUAGUGGGGAAAUUUUGUACUACAGAUAUGCGAAGAUUUCUGAAAUUUUACGACAGUCUCCAUCUGUUUAUGUUCUUCAUACUGAAAUGCCUCUUUUUAGCUUUGCAUUAGCUUAUUUUUGAUGUUUAACACAGUACUAUUAUACCAAAAAUUCCUGAUUAUGCUUAUGACUGAACAUUACAAUAUUUUGAUCAAAGCAUGUGCAAGCAGCUACUAUUAUCUCAAAGGUACAAUAUAAGUCUUCUUCAGGAAGUAAAGUUGUGUCAAUGGUAGUCUUUGUGGUGUCAACAGUUCUUACUCAUGUUAUGCUAUACUUGUCUCCGAAUGUCAUGAAAAUUUGUGAGAAUGGAGAGUGAAAUACUGUAUAUGCUCUUGACAUUGUGUUGUCUAGUGAGUUGACUAAUUCCUAAUGCGAUUUUUCUGUUAUUUAGUAGCAGCUGUUUUGAAUGGGAAGUUCCACUUUAAGAUUGUUCUUGACAAAUUUUGCAACAGCAAAAACUUGGAGAAAGGAAAUCUGAUACUUCUCAUGAACUUUCCAGGGCCGAGGUUGGAGGCUUGUAAAGCAUCCUUCCAUAGGUUCAUGUCGAUCAGUCGAUGGAGGAGUCUGCCACAUGGUUUGCAGUGCGAUAAAUGUGGCAACAUUUCCAUCGAACUUACAUUGGUACUUCAUUCAUUUUCAUUUUUUUUCUUUUUAGGAUAGUGUGCCAAGAUAAUUCAAUGCAACAUUACCUGUGUGGCUAAUGAUCUAAGGAGCACUCAGUUCAAUUAAUUAUAAAAUACAAGUAUAGUAACACAAAACCUGUGUGGCUACUAGUAUCUACUUACCUCAAACUUGGACCUGAAGAUUUAUUAUGAUCUUUUUGUUCAAAAUUAAGCUCAAGCAGGAUCAGAAUUGUGGUUCCAAAUUAAUGAUGGUUGCUGGAUAGUAAAGGUCAAACUGGAUUGGUUUUGUGAUCCAAAAAGACAAAGGUGAUCUGUCUGUUGCGUGAUUUUGCACAGAAUGGGCAUGUUCCCUCUUUGGUAAGUGCUACCGCAACUCUUUUAUUUUAACACCUUUUUGAGGACGCAACACUACUCCUUUUACGUAAUGACACAACCAACAGUCUUGCUGUUUUCAUGCACAUUAUGGUAAACAGUGCACAAAUUUUCAGUAAGUUAAAUUGCAAUUGAUACCUACUCUUCAGCAAAAGUAGCAGCUAUUGAGGUCAGAAGUUUUUUUGGUUGUUUGAAUAAAGUUCACAGAUUCAUUCUGUUGAAGUUAAUAAGCCUUUAUUUUAAGACAUGUUAUAGUAUGCAGAUUGCCAGAAUCUUUAAGCUAAAAGUCAUAGAAAUGGUAAAAUGUGGAGUAGGGCUAGAACAUAUCUUCAACUUCAACCAGCAGACUUUGGCUAUACUACCAUUAGGGGGUAUUCGUCUAAGAAAUCAUGCAUCAGGAUAAGAUGUCGUUCCAUGAAUGGAUCAUCAUUUACUUGGAAGUCUUUGCCAGAUAAUGGAAUAGUAAUAUCCCAUAUGUGGUUUCUAAUCCAGACACUGUUGUUCAUAAAAGAUUGUACCAGUCCCAGGCGUAUUUCGCUGGAGAAUUCUUGGCAACCUUACUAUUGUGCUUAAGGCCACCCAGUCCUUCAAUUUUUUGUUGGUGUAUUGAUGACAUUCACCAUUUUUCAGAAGUGGUGGUCCACCUUGUGGUUCUGAUGAGCAAGCCAGAAGCAAGUUAGUCGAUGUUAUAAGUACAAGCGAAUAGUUUCUAAGUUGUGUAGGAUUAUGUACCUUUAGGCUUGCAAGCGGGCCGCACUUUGCUGCCAGCCUGCCAGACUGACCGCACCACAAGCUCGCAUAUCGCCACAAUUCAUUCUGCAUAGCUGAAGUUGCUCUUCGCGUAUAGCACAUGGGACCCUGCAGCGCUGCAGAGCCUACAAACAACAAAGUCGAGGUGAGAGAGAGGGGUUGGGGGGUGUUGAGCGGCACCGUCUGCUUGUCCGUUGCUGGCAGUUCCAUUACUGACCCCAGCAUCACCAGGAUAGUGGAUUCCCUCAACUGUAUGCACCCGACUAUUCACCUGCCCUAAUCCGCAAUCUGGCAGCCGUCACCUAUUCCUCAGCCCCUUUGCAGUUCUGCAGAAGCUCUUUAUUUAGAAAUUGCAUUCCUGUUUGGUUCCAUAGUUUGGAGGCCAACCAAGACAAGCGCAUGUGGCAGCAGCAGUUUGACUAUUACAAGGGGUGUAAGAAGAAAGAGGUUUGCCUUUUCACAAUCUGAUUCCUCUGCAAUUGUUUGUGGUGAUACUUGAUAGAUGGCUUCAAUUAUUUCACAUACUUUAUCUACUGCAUAUGCAUAUGAUUUGACAAAAGAUUGGCUAUCUGUACUUCAAUGGUGAACUGAUUUUUCAGUGAAUCUUGGUGCUGCAAAAUGCUUUUUUUUUCCUCUUUACAUAUAUGAUUGACACUGAGGACAAAUGCAUGAGUAAGGUAGUAACUUUGUCAUCUACAUACAGAACUGGACAGAGGUAGCACAAAAUUCAGCUUUUGCUGAGUUCAAAAUUUUGGUAGGAUGCAUUUGUUAUCGGUAGCUUGCAUGAACUCUCCUAACUUGUUAAUCGCAAAUCACAUUGAACAACAGCCAGGUUAAUGAAUAGCCUGGCACAGUUUUGUUUGCUUUGAUUGUUCACUAUUAAAUUCUUGCAGUUCCAGUACUUUUCCUCGGACUCAUUAUUUGACUAGUGUGCUGAUGAUUUCUUGGUUGGUACAAUGACAUUGAAACGUUAGAAAGGUUAUUUAUGUUCUUUCAGAACGGGCAUUGACUGUUAUUUUUAUUCAUGUUGUUUCAAAAUUUGAAACUGCACUGCUAUCUGUCAGAUCUUGAUUUGGCCCUGCUUGAACUAAACAGUGCCUGAAUUUUUGUCUCUCGUAACUUUUAUUUGCAGGGUAUUCAGCUCUUGCUACGGCCCCGAGUUCAAUUAUCUAAGUCUUGCAAUGAUGACUAUUGAUGUUGUUUCAUAUACAAUUCACAAAGUCUGAAGAUUAAGGUUUAGUUUACAAUAUUAAACACACUUAGGCAUAUGAUCUCUCACCUUGUGCACUACGUAUCCACUUAUCAAACCUGGAGAUAUGGGAUUAUAAUAUUUUCCAAGCAUUUGCAGGCAGCUGUACAAUCUGGCUCUUGGUCAGUGUUUCAAAACCUAGAGAUAUGGUAUCUUUAGGACCUUGCUCCAAAUAAGAUGCAACCAUAAUAUGCUUGUUGCUCAGAGAACUUUUAGGUUCUGUAUGUGGUGCUCAUCCUGCCUGCUACAUUUGUGUUCAAAUGUGCUGUCUAUAUGCACGGCGCAUUUAGUAAAACUGAUCUUCAUUUCUUAACAGUUGGAUUUUGUUAAUGAUCUUGGGUUUCGUUUGAGGUUCGCAGGUUCGCCAAAAAGGUCAAGGAGCACCGUAGAUUUAUCAGUAGCUCAUAAGACUACUGUGACAUGGCUCUGAGCUUGUACUUGUUUUAGCUGAUUGGUCUCAUGAUGCAUGCGGACGACACAUUAGCUGGCAGACGGCGCACGCAAAUGCAAAGCUCGCGGGCGGAGCGCGAAGCCCGUGAAAGACUUGCGGCGGCAUGCGGGGCUGCCGCAUGUGCCCGCGGCUACGCUGUUCUCGCGUGCAUGGAAAAUUUGCAUACCUUGUUGCAUUUGAACCUCGUCAUAACCCUAUGAAAUUCAGAUGUUUAUGCACUGUAUGUGACAACAA